GAUGGCGUGACAAUUCGCACAACAGACGAUUCGUGUCUGAAACGUCUGUUUAUGUCCCAGGAAUUGUUUAUAAUUCUAUAAACAAUUAUAAAAAAAAUGGGACGAAGUCGUUCACCGUCACCUCGACGGAGAGACAGAUCCAGAGAUCGUUCACGAGAGCGAGAACGAGAUAGAGAUCGACGGAGAAGACGUUCCAGGGAGAGACGAAGAAGAUCAGUGGACAGAGACAGGGGAAAAUCGAGGGAUCACGAGAGGAACAGAGAGAGGGAGAGACACAGAAGAUCGUAUUCAAGGUCUAGGUCCAGGUCGAGGGACAGAGAACGUCAGAAGCCAAAACACAAACCAGCCACUGCAGAGAGACCUGAAUUGACAGAGGCUGACCUCCAGGGGAAGACUCCAGAGGAGCAAGAGAUGAUGAAACUCAUGGGAUUCUGUGGUUUCGACACGACAAAAGGGAAGAAAGUCGAUGGAAACGAUGUGGGAGGUGUUCACGUGAUCCUGAAGAGAAAAUACAGGCAGUACAUGAAUCGGAAGGGUGGAUUCAACAGACCUCUGGAUUUCGUUGCUUAAAUUCUUUAUUAGAAAAAAUAUAUUCAAUAUUUAACUUAUGUACCAAUAAUCAAGGGCUGACUUCGCGUUUUGGUUUUUUCGGUGAUGGCUG
This is a messenger RNA of Fopius arisanus, 661 nucleotides long. It is a transcript of the gene ytr, whose product is annotated as yantar. Gene Ontology annotation, cellular component: precatalytic spliceosome. The transcript has 3 exons. NCBI's taxonomy places the organism in Eukaryota, Metazoa, Arthropoda, Insecta, Hymenoptera, Braconidae. The coding region runs from base 97 to 570 and encodes 157 amino acids. Gene Ontology annotation, biological process: RNA splicing. The record is from RefSeq and is a predicted model, not a curated record.